CGCGGCUGCAGCGCCGUCCAGCCAAUCACAGCGCUCGGUCCAGAUUUUCCACGUAGCACAGAAACGUCGUGUCUCUAACCUGGAGGAUUUCAGAUCGAGUUCUUCUACAACACAGUUAAUAUAAAUAAUCUGUAGAAUAUCAGAGUGUGUGUGUGAGGUUUAAGUUUAGUGAGGGAAAGUAGCUUUAAAACUGUCCUGAGUUGAAUAGUUCGUUUUUAAUAAGACUCGAGCUGUUCUGUACUGUUAUGGCCGGGAGGAAAUCAGCUGCUGGAGUUCCUAGAUGGGAAACAUGGGUCCGAGUCCUGCUGUGUUCUGCAGGAUUAAUUUUGUCUCUUUAUGCUCUGCAUGUGGAGCUGUCGAAGGAAAACAACCCGAGUUACAGAGCCAUGUGUGAUCUGGCUGAAUCAGUGAGCUGCUCCAAAGUCUUCACCUCCAGGUGGGGACGUGGAUUCGGACUCGUCCAGGUCUUUACUACUAAGGACAGCACUUUCAACCAACCCAACAGUGUGCUGGGCAUCAUCUUUUAUACGCUGCAGCUGGCACUCGGUCAGAGCACGUCCAGCACGGCAGCAGGUUUCCUGGUCUUUGCAUCCUGGGUGUCUGUAGUUGGUUCGAUCUAUUUGGGGACUAUUCUGGUGUGGGUACUGGAAGAUUUCUGUGUGGUCUGUGUGUCCACGUACAUCAUCAACUUUGCUCUGCUGUACACCAACCUCAGGAGAAGAAUCGGACUCAAAGGAAAGCAGGAGAAAGAGAAGACUGGAUAAAAAGAAUAAAAACUCUUUUAAUCAGUGUUAGAAUGUGUGUCGUUUACAAGAAAACCAGAACAUAUUUUGGUGAAAGCAAGAAAAACCAAAACAAAUACAAGGAGAGUAAAAUGUAGUGAUGUGUUAGUAAUGAUGUGUUUGAUUUCUUUGCAUUCCGAGCUUUCAGUCCAGUGUGUUUAUAUUAGGAAUGUAGAAGCCUGUUGCCUGGAAGUAUUAUAAUUUACUUUUAAUCUUUUGCAGUUUUUUAAAUAAAACAUUUAUUAGAAAAGCAA
Molecule: messenger RNA, 1036 nt
Organism: Trichomycterus rosablanca
Lineage: Eukaryota; Metazoa; Chordata; Actinopteri; Siluriformes; Trichomycteridae
Gene: vkorc1
Product: vitamin K epoxide reductase complex, subunit 1
Exons: 3
Coding region: 246-764 (172 amino acids)
Biological process (GO): vitamin K metabolic process; blood coagulation; peptidyl-glutamic acid carboxylation
Molecular function (GO): vitamin-K-epoxide reductase (warfarin-sensitive) activity
Source: RefSeq, a predicted model, not a curated record